AAAGGGAUUUCGCAGUAGCUCUGACUCUUCGAAAAUGAAGCCUGUCUUUUGUGGAAACCUGGAUUUCGAUGCGCGACAAUCUGAUGUUGAGAGACUCUUCAGAAGAUACGGGAAGGUCGAAAGAGUGGACAUGAAGUCUGGAUUACUUGGAAGUUGGAAUGUCCAUGCUCUUGGAUGGAUGUGCUUCCCUGCAUUUCUUUUCUAGAAUGUGCCCCAGAUUCUCCUUCUUGUAUUUUUCCAGAAGAAAUAAUAUGAUCCGUCCUUGCUCUGCCAUUCUGCAUUCCCUCAGCAUUCAUUCCUUUUUCAUUCCUCAUGACUUUUGCUCAGUGUUCAAUUUCCGACAUGUUUCAACAUAGAAACCAUGAUGAUUUCGCAACUGUGGCAGGUGUUGUGGAUUUGCUUUUGUCUACAUGGAAGACGAACGUGAUGCUGAAUAUGCAAUCAGAAGACUUGAUAGAACAGAAUUUGGUAGAAAGGGGCGCCGGAUUCGCGUUGAGUGGACUAAGCAAGAACGUGACAGUAGAAGGUCUGCUGAUUCAAGAAAACCUGCAUCGAAUAUGAAACCGUCCAAGACUUUGUUUAUUAUAAAUUUUGAUCCUGUACAUACCAGGACAAGGGAUCUGGAGAGACACUUUGAUCCCUAUGGGAAAAUAUCAAAUAUAAGGAUCAGAAGGAAUUUUGCUUUUAUUCAGUAUGAAUCCUUGGAGGAUGCCACUAGAGCUUUGGAGGCAACUAACCUGAGCAAGUUUAUGGAUCGUGUUAUCACAGUAGAGUAUGCUAUAAGAGAUGAUGAUGACAGAAGGGAUGGACAAAGUCCUGAUAGAAGAGGUCGUGUUUCUCCUGAUGGGAGAUAUGGUCGUGGAAGAUCCCCGAGUCCAUAUCGUAGAGGCAGGGGUAGCCCGGAUUAUGGUCAUGGAUCAAAUCCAGCUUCCAGACCAGAACCAAGAGGAAGCCCCAAGUAUGAACGUGCUGAAAGCCCGCAAAAUGGGAGAUAUGAUAGCCGGUCUCCACCACCCCGAGAUAGGUCGCGAUCCUGAGGAGUAGCUGAUUAUAAUUCUGUGAAAUUAUUGUUAGUAGUCUAUGUUCAUUUCAUUCUGACUUGUUUUAGUCCAUAGUUCAGCAACAAAGAAAACUCGAACUUGUUUAUUGUAUUUACUUUUAUGUAUGGUUAGAAUUUUUUAUGCUUAAUGUGCUAAGAGAUUAUAUAUUUAUAUUAGAUGUUCUUAUGUUACUCAUCAAA
Lotus japonicus is the source of this 1240-nucleotide messenger RNA. RefSeq names its product serine/arginine-rich splicing factor RS41-like. Bases 411 to 1037 code for a protein of 208 amino acids. Gene Ontology annotation, molecular function: RNA binding. The transcript has 6 exons. Gene Ontology annotation, cellular component: nuclear speck. Gene Ontology annotation, biological process: mRNA splicing, via spliceosome. NCBI's taxonomy places the organism in Eukaryota, Viridiplantae, Streptophyta, Magnoliopsida, Fabales, Fabaceae. The record is from RefSeq and is a predicted model, not a curated record.